AUGAGCUGUGUCUCUGCUACUUCUCUGGGAGGUUCACAGUCUGUCGGCAAGAACAAGAAGCUGUCCAAGCGAGGUGGUGUGCGCAAGAAGGCCGUGGACCCCUUCACGCGCAAGGAGUGGUACAGCAUCAAGGCCCCUACCUUCUUCCAGCAGCGUGACCUUGGCAAGACGCCCGUCAACCGGUCGCAGGGUCUCAAGAACGCCAACGAUGCGCUCAAGGGCCGCAUCCUCGAGGCUUCGCUCGGUGACCUCAACAAGGACGACGAGCAGGCCUUCAGGAAGUUCAAGCUCCGCGUCGAGGAGGUCCAGGGCCGCACCUGCCUGACCAACUUCUACGGCAUGGACUUCACCCAGGACAAGCUCCGCUCGCUCGUCCGCAAGUGGCAGAGCCUCAUCGAGGCGCACCAGGACAUCAAGACGACCGACGGCUACCUGCUCCGCGUCUUUGUCAUUGGCUUCACCAGGCGAAGGCUGAACCAGGUCAAGAAGACGACGUACGCCAAGUCUUCGCAGAUCCGCGCCAUCCGCCAGAAGAUGUUCGACAUUGUCCAGCGCGAGACGAGCAGCUGCGACCUCAAGGAGCUCGUCGCCAAGCUCAUCCCCGAGGUCAUGGGCCGCGAGAUUGAGAAGGCGUGCCAGGGCAUCUACCCUCUCAAGGACGUUUACGUUAGGAAGGUCAAGGUUCUCAAGACGCCCAAGUUCGAUGUCAGCAGACUCUUGGAGCUCCACGGUGGUGCUGCCGCCGUCGGUGCCGAGGACACGGGCGCCAAGGCCAAGUCGUCCGAGUUUGUCGAGCCCACCCCUCUUGCCUCGGUCUAA
Acaromyces ingoldii is the source of this 819-nucleotide messenger RNA. RefSeq lists its product as hypothetical. Gene Ontology annotation, biological process: translation. Gene Ontology annotation, molecular function: structural constituent of ribosome. The transcript is spliced from 2 exons. Bases 1 to 819 code for a protein of 272 amino acids. Gene Ontology annotation, cellular component: ribosome; cytosol. The record is from RefSeq and is a predicted model, not a curated record. NCBI's taxonomy places the organism in Eukaryota, Fungi, Basidiomycota, Exobasidiomycetes, Exobasidiales, Cryptobasidiaceae.